Messenger RNA from Nymphaea colorata (pocket water lily), 2561 nucleotides. RefSeq lists its product as uncharacterized. NCBI's taxonomy places the organism in Eukaryota, Viridiplantae, Streptophyta, Magnoliopsida, Nymphaeales, Nymphaeaceae. Bases 645 to 2399 code for a protein of 584 amino acids. The record is from RefSeq and is a predicted model, not a curated record. The transcript has 2 exons. Gene Ontology annotation, molecular function: protein binding.
AAAAGAGGAAGAAAAGCCGGUAACUUUGAAAGGAGGAGGGUGAGCUGAAGAGAAGGCGGAGUACAUCGCCUAACCCGUGAAUCUUGGGCCCUCUUCUCUUCGCCUCUCUCCUCUUCCUAUACCGGCUUCUCUUCCCUUUUCACAUUAUCAAUAGCUUCGCAUUUUACAUUAUACUUUCUCUCUCUCUCUUUCUCUCUUUUCUAUCUAUAUAUAUAUAUAUAUAUAUAUAUACAAAGAGAUCGAGAGAGAGAGAGAGAAAGGCACCUCUGCCAGCAAAGAAAGCGAAGGAUUGGAGAAGGGUUUUCCCCUUUCCCUUGCUUCUUGUAUAAGUUCUCUUCUUUCUCCACGAGUCAAUCCCUCCUCUCUCUCUCUCCCUCUCUCUUUUUGUGUCCUGCUUUUUUGUUGAGGUCGGGCGACGAAAUGAAACAGUAGAUCUACAUUGUUCAUUGGGUUGCUCCUGCAUUCUUUAGCUUUCUUGGCCACCAUCAUCUUCCUCUUUCCCUUGGUUGUGUACAAGGAAAUGGUGUGGUCGUUGCAGUGGAUGGAAGAACCAGAGUUGUGUUGGAUGGGGGGAGGAGCGGUUGGUGGGGGUGGGAGCGAGGGAGAAGGUGGCUGUGGAGGAAGAGGAGGAAGGAGGAGAGGGAAUGGUGAUUGUUAAUUUCGCCGGUCGUGACACAGAGAGAGGAAGAGAGAGAGAGAGAGUGACAAUGUCGACUUGUUCGUCUCCUUCGUUGUCCAUGAGGCGCCAUUGGUGGAUGACUAAUCGCAAGGUGGCGGAGAAACACGUGAAGGAAGCGCGAGCUCUAUUGGCGAGCCACGACCAAGCCCAGAAGCAGGCGGCGCUUGGCCUGCUUGACGCCGCUAUCGCUCUGUGUCCCCGCUGGGACACGCCCCUCCAUCUCAAGGCCACCGCCCUCCUCCGUCUUCAACGCUACCGAGACGUCGCCGAACUCUUCCGAGACGACAUCCCCCCCUCUUCCAGUUUCCCUGACGACUCAGCCGCCUCCUCCUCCUCUGACUCACUCUCGCGCGAGAACCUCAACCUCCUUCCGCCAACCAAUUCCGCGGUCCUUACCCGCUGCUUCUCCGUCUCCGACCUCAAGCAUCGCAUUGCCGCCAGAGAUACUCCUCGAAGCAGCGGCCAUCACCACCAUCGUCAGUACUGGCGCUACCUCAUCCUCGGACAGGCUCUCUCCCACCUCGGCCUCCUGGAGGAAUCCCUCCAGCUUCUCCAGGCCGGGAAGCGCCUCGCCUCCGCGGCCUCUCGCCGGGACAGCGUCCUUUCCUCAGAUGACGUCUUUGCCGCAUCGGGUGGCUGCGCAAAUGCCGCGGCGGCAGAGCUAGAUAGUGCCACGCAGCUACUUUCCAACUUGAAGUUUCUCCUCCGGCGCCGCGCUGCCGCACUAGCUGCACUCGAGAAUGGCAUACCGCCGGAGGCGGUACGUCACCUUUCGAAAAUAUUGGAAGGCUCUCGCCGGGCCGUUCCACAGGCUUUCCUCGCUGAGUGCUACACCCUACGCGCAGCUGCCUACCGGGCAGGUGGCCGGAUUCCGGAAGCGAUAGCCGACUGCAACCGCGCGCUCGCCCUCGAUCCCACCUGCGUUGACGCUCUAUCCGCCCGCUCCUCCCUGCUUGAGCAUGUCCGGUGCUUCACCGAGUGCCUGCAGGACCUUGAGCACCUGAAGCUCCUCUACGACUCGAUCCUUCGUGAUCGGAAGCUCCCCGGCCCGGCCUGGAGGCGUGGUGGCCGCGGCGGUCAAUUCUCCGUCGGGGAAUUUGCUGCGAACUCGAGGUCCGUAGCCGGCAAGAUCGCCGAGAUGAAGCGGAUGGUGGUGGCAGGCUCUACUCCGCCAGUGGACUACUACGCCCUGCUGGGUCUGCGGCGCGGAUGCACCCGCUCGGAGCUGGAGUGCGCAUACCGGCUUCUGUGCCUCCGACACCGGCCGGACCGCGCCACCACCUUCGUUGAGCGCUGCGAGUUCGUCGAGGAUCGGGACGCUGACGGCGUGAGGGACCAAGCGAAGAUGUCGGCGUUGCUGCUCUACAGGUUGCUGCAGAAGGCCUAUGCCAACGUCAUGGCUGCCGUGCUGGAGCAAGAAGCAGCUGCCAAGCAGAAGAGAGCAGCCGCCGCAGCAGCAGCAGCAGCAGCGGCUGCAGCGGCUGCCGCUGCGAUGGCCGAAGCAAAGGCCACGACCACCGUGUCGAGAAUUAUGGACGUUAGAAAGGGCGGCCGCAACCGAAAACCGUCAAACUGCUCCAGCACCAAGCAGGAAUUACCGGAUAAUUCGCCGGUCCCAGCGGCAUUUCCUGGCGGGUUUUGCCGCGAAAUUGGAGGUGCCGGGGGCAUUCUUUCGCCGAGUUUUGCGCCGCGCCAUCUUCACGAAACCUUGAGCUGCUGAAACUUUCAGACUCUUUCGUCCGGCGUCCCUUGUCUUCUGUGUAAAAAUUUGUCGAAUCGGCGGAUGGAAAAUUUUGCUUCUUUGGAAGGUCUUUUGCUCUGUGUUCAUUCUACCCUGUUCUGUUGUUACUUGGUAAUACAAUGUAGAGUUUAUUUCUCUUCA